AUGCCUAGCCGUGAUGUUGACCGCCGUACCAAAUACCGAGAGCAAGAAGUAGCACCACACGGGGAAGAGCGACGCAAGCAGCUCCAGAAGAUUUACGAGAAGAACACCACCAGAAUCUCGCAUUUGAUCUAUCAUAUUUCUUUCUUGACAGCCUUGCUCAUUGGCAGGGGAAAAGCCAAGCCUAAGAGGACCAAAAAGAAACAACCUGUUUCAGUUGGAGUUCAAGCUGGUGGUGAUGUCGCAGUGUCUCGCUUGGAUGCGUCUGUUCAAACAGAUCCAUAUGAGCCACGUCCGGUCAUAUCAGGACGUACAAUCCGAGAUCUUCAUGCCCGUGCAGAAGAGCGCGAGAAGACGCUGAACGCACUCGCGUAUGAGCUCAAGAAGGUGAUGGUGGAAAACCGUAAGUGGGCAGAGCUCGCGCAGCAGAAUCUGUUGAAGAUGGGGUCUCAACUGGGGUGA
Messenger RNA from Cladocopium goreaui, 459 nucleotides. The record is from the annotation of a GenBank genome assembly. Lineage: Eukaryota; Dinophyceae; Suessiales; Symbiodiniaceae.